UAAAUGGACUAUUUAUGCCAUUUUGUAUUCAAUAAGUAAAAAAUAAAUAAAUAGAAAACCAGAGAAGACGUAGGAACCUGUGUUUAUAGUAAUCUUUUCCGCACGGCGAGUUUAAUGCGGCUGCACAAGUCGACGGUCAAGGAUUUCAGUGAUGCAGUGAAAUAUCAACACACCAAGUUUAUUCUUCUUGCCCAAUGGGCUGACAGUGGGGGCGGACUAAGAUGUUGAGUGACAUUCCUCGGGACGCCCUCCUCCGCCCACUCACCCGGAAUGAGGUGGUGGGGAUGUUGGUGAGACUGACCAUCUUUGGGGCUGCAACAUAUUACAGCAUCAAAUGGGUGGUGGAUGCUUUUGACCCAACACAGAAACAAAAAUCCCAAGCCAAGAAAAGGGCAGAGCAGUUGAUGAAGCAGAUAGGCGUAGAGGGCGUCAGUUUGACGGAGUAUGAGAUGAAUGUCGCCACUCAUCUUGUUGAUCCUCGCAGCAUCAAAGUGACCUGGAGAGAUGUUGCUGGGCUGGAUGAGGUCAUCUCUGAGCUGCAAGACACUGUCAUUUUGCCUUUCCAGAAACGUCAUCUCUUCUGUGGUUCCAAACUCUUGCAACCUCCCAAAGGUGUACUGUUAUAUGGGCCACCAGGAUGUGGAAAGACUUUAAUUGCCAAAGCAACAGCAAAAGCAUCUGGAUGCCGCUUUAUUAAUCUACAGGCCUCCACUUUGACUGACAAGUGGUACGGUGAAUCGCAAAAGCUGACUGCUGCUGUAUUCUCAUUGGCGGUCAAGAUUCAGCCCUGCAUCAUUUUCAUUGAUGAAAUAGAUUCAUUCCUGAGGAAUCGUUCCAGUAUGGACCAUGAGGCCACCGCCAUGAUGAAGGCACAGUUCAUGAGUCUGUGGGAUGGACUAGACACAGCAGCAGACAGUCAGGUAAUGGUGAUGGGGGCUACUAACAGACCACAGGAUGUGGAUGCAGCAAUACUGCGCAGGAUGCCUACUGCCUUUCAUGUAGGCUUGCCUAAUGCAGCUCAAAGAGAAGAAAUCCUUAGACUAAUUCUGUCUGGUGAAAACUUAAGUAACGCAAUUAACCUGAAGGAAAUAGCGGGGCAAACAGAGGGCUACUCCGGCAGUGAUCUGAAAGAGCUGUGCAGGGAUGCCGCCAUGUACCGUGUCAGAGACUAUGUCCGCAAACAGCAGAUGAAACAGAUUGCACAACAGUUCCAGCUGGAUGAAGAGGAAGAGCAUGUGGACGGCACACAGCUGAGGCCCGUGACUCAACUGGACCUGCUGUUUGGCCUAGAUAAGAUGAGAGAAUCCAAACAGGCCACAGUUACGGCUGACCCAGCAAAUCUGAGAGAGGUGCCUCUGGACUGAAAACCGCACGCUUUACACGUUCAUACACUCGUUUUCUCUCUCUCGCUUAUUUCUUUCUACCUCAUUCUUUCCCUCCUUUUCACAUUCAUGUUGCGUAUCAAACAUUACUACUUUGCACUAUAAUGACUUUACAGUCACAUACUCAACACAACAGCAAUGUGCAUAUUUACUGUAACAAUAAUAAUAAUAGUAUACACGCUAAAUGGUGUUUCAUUAUUCUUGAGUAUUUUAACUUGUUUAAAUUAUUUCUGAUAUGAUCAUCUGUUGGUUGCAUAUUGUUGUAGAAGCAGAUAUUGAACCUCUUUUUGAAUUUGAGAGUGAGGAAUACAAACUUUGCUAUGUCUAUAAAUGUUUUAGUAAUCAGGAUCAGGUUUCCUGAAACCCUAUCCCUCGGUUUCAAAUACAAGGUUUAAACUUAGUCCCAGACUAAAAUGCAUGUUUGAGCUGUUUUAACUGAAAGCAACUUGCACUGACGUACUGUAUCUUAAAAUAUGUCAGUGCUAUUGUUUUGUCUCAAGAUGCACACCAGUAAUGUUUUUUUUCUAGGGUAUGUUUAUAAAAGCUACUUAAAUGUCCUAAUUGAACUAAGGCCUAAUCCUGGCUUAAUCUAUGCCCUGUCUGUGAAACCAGGCCUAAGUGUAGUCUAACUAGGAUGCAUGAGUGUUACUCUAAAGUUAUACUGAAUGGUGCAUGUGCGAUCUUCGUUAAAACCAAUUUAGCCAUGAUAUGAUGACUGCUAAUUUGAGUAAGGGGCAUGUCUGGGUCGUAUUUUAACCCAAAAUCAAAAGAAAAUAAAUAUUUUGCAUAAGAAAAAGUAGUUUCUUUUGCACUAUGACAUUGUUUUCAUGGUAAUUAAUUCUCAAUUUUUAUAGUUGUGUGAUAAUGAUAUAUAAUAUUUGCAUUUUCUAUAUGAUUUAAAAGUAUUUAUACAUUUCAAAUGAUUAUAUAGUAUAAUGAAUAUUGUAUUUAUUACAUUUUAAUCAAAUCGUUUUUGAUUAUUUUGAUAUUUUGAUUAUUUUAUUACUGUGUAUGUUUGUUACAGUAAAGAGAAUUUGAGAAUAAUUUCCCUUUUUUAUCUUUUGGUUUUGGGUUGAAAAAUGUCUUUGUAAGAUCCAUGUAAAUAGAUAUUUAUCAUAUGUUUAGCUUGGUAAACAAAAGUUUUCAGUUGUAGAAGUAAAAUUAUCUAAAAAGUCUGUCUCACACAUAAAGAAAUCUAAGUAUAGAUGGCUUUGUAUCCACUGGAAGCAAGGUUGUAUACUUUAUCAAAGGGACAAAUGGUGCUACAUGUAUCUCUACUAAGAAUGAAGUCAUUUUUUACAUUGGUUAUUGAAAGAUGUUAAACAUCUGUCAUAUAUUAAUGUUCAGAUGAGUCAGAGUGUGUUUAGAAAGGUUUAAUAUAUCACUUAAAUAAUAGUGUCAAAAGUGUCAAACCAGCAUCAAGAUACUAAUUUAUCAGGUACUAAUGUGGUCACAAAGGUCGGCUUCUUUCUUGAAACUACCAGUUUUGUCCGUCCUCACUGAAGUUUCUGGCCUUUCACCAGCUCUAAGUGCAAAAUUUUUGCUCUUGCCAAACUGUUCUGAAGAUUUUAAGCAAUUGUUUUUCCUUUGGCUGAAGUGUUAUAAGGCAGUUGCCGCAUGUCUCCAUGUGUUACUUUGAUAAUGGGUGUUGGAAAAAAACAAACAAACCAUGUCUGGCAGCUUAAUUAACUAUCCGUCAAACACUGCUUAUUAAAAUGACAUAAAUGUAUUCAGAUUGAUGUUUUUUAUCAUGCCAUGUGCAUUUCCAAUGAUUUGUCAAUAUGACAUAUUUAACAUAUAAAUGAAACAAAUGUGUUUGUUUGGCAAACUAUGCCCACAUUAAUUUCAUGUUUGAGGUGAGAUUUGGCUUCCUUUGGCACUUUGGCACCAGAUGACACCUUUAAUGCUGCUCUGUUCCGCUUUGAAUGUUUGUUGUUCUGCUUUGGUAAUCAGGUACUUGGUUGUUUCAUAAUGAUGAGCAAUCUAAAGAGAGAGGGGGAAAUGAGCUUAGAUCUUCUGCUUGCUUUUUAUUGUUACAAUCACCUUCUAUCGCAUAAAAUCUGGGUCUUAAUAUUGGGGGAGUUUUGCUGAAAAUACUGUUUCUCUGUUAAAUUCUAUAAUCUUCCCUUGCUUAUUUUGUCUUUGGGCAAUCAUUCACUCAUGUUAAUGAUAAAAUACUUCUCUCACUAAUAAAUCUCCACAGUGUGACAGUGUUGCAUAAAAUGUUUUCCCAACUUAUAAUAAACCCAUCUGGAAUGUAUUAAAUGA
Molecule: messenger RNA, 3650 nt
Organism: Ctenopharyngodon idella (grass carp)
Lineage: Eukaryota; Metazoa; Chordata; Actinopteri; Cypriniformes; Xenocyprididae
Gene: atad1a
Product: ATPase family AAA domain containing 1a
Exons: 10
Coding region: 222-1364 (380 amino acids)
Cellular component (GO): mitochondrial outer membrane
Molecular function (GO): ATP hydrolysis activity; ATP binding
Source: RefSeq, a predicted model, not a curated record